Lytechinus variegatus (green sea urchin) is the source of this 2246-nucleotide messenger RNA. RefSeq lists its product as uncharacterized. The coding region runs from base 198 to 2246 and encodes 682 amino acids. Lineage: Eukaryota; Metazoa; Echinodermata; Echinoidea; Temnopleuroida; Toxopneustidae. The transcript is spliced from 20 exons. The record is from RefSeq and is a predicted model, not a curated record.
CUAGCUCAUCAUGUAUCGUAGCAUCGGACAACAACAAUACAGUCAUGUCCUCCAAUUAUUUUGGCCUCAGUAACAAAUUAUGAAUGAGUGAUUCAAAUCCUUUUGAUUAAGGCAAAGACAAGCAGGGCACAACCAGACUGUUGACAUUGACACAAUGUGAUUAUGAAAUGAAUUGAGAUUUAUCUGAUCAAUCAGCAAUGGGAACUGGAGCAUCUAGAGACUCGGAUGAACCAGGAGAACAGAAAAUACCCCAGGGGUUCAGAUCUAAUGAUUCAUCAGUGACAAGAACUGGAACAUCUAUAAGAGAUGGUAAACAACAGUCUGUGAAGAAGAGAACACAAGUUGGACUAACUAGACUUGGAUUUUCACCUUCUGAACUCAAUAUUCAUGAAGGAGAGGAAGUAUCUUUUCACUGGAAUGGGGUGAGAGGAUCUGGACACAACGUGAAACAGGUUGUAUCUGAUGAUGGAAAACUUAUGGCCGUCAAUGGAGGAUUCUUCAGUGGAGAGCCAAGUAGUAGCGGAUACUUCCAGGUUCAGUUCAACUUGGAAGGCACCUACUCAUUUAUUAGUGAGGGAUACAGUGAUCAACAAGCAAACUUACUUACAGUGACUGUCAGAUCUAAAUCUCUCCAAAAAGUUGAGAUCAGAGAGAGUGGUUUCAGCAAGCCCCAGCUGAGUGUCCGUGAAGGGACCAGUGUCAGAUGGCAUUGGGCAAUCUCCUGCACCCUUGUUGAGGUGAAGCUAUGUACCAAACACUUUAGCUGGAUCAGGACAGACAUUGGAAGUACCAUCCCAUCUCAAACAGGCUGGUACAAACAUGAUUUCAAGGAACCUGGACUCUACUACUUCCUAGCAGAGACCGAAGGAGAGGAGCAGUCUCACCUGUGUGUAGUUGAGGUACAGGAGACCCAACGUCAUCAUUCUAUUGAUGUAACAGACAAGAGAUUCAGUCCUUCCCUACUGACAGUCCAGGAAGGGGAUAGGGUCUGGUGGAACUGGGAUAGGUUCAAGUGUCAGAAGAAGCACAAGAUAAUUGAGGUUGAAAUGCCAACUGGCCACAACGUCACAAAUAGCUUUCCUGUAACCCUGAGAGGAGGUUUCACAAGCGGUGCUCCAAGCCGAAGUGGAACUCUCUCACAUGUUUUCAACAAGCCUGGAAUAUUUUAUUACUGUGAUAAUAACUACGAUGAUGUGAGAGAGUAUGUUGGUGUGAUUGUCGUCAAACCCAAGCCAAAGGAGCAUCACAUUGAAGUGACAGAUGAAGGUUUCUACCCUGACCUAUGUGUUGCGAGUGUAGGAGAUAGAAUCCGAUGGAACUGGGAUCCAAGCCACUUAGAUACUAGCUUAUCAAUCACACAGGUUGAAAGCUGUGUCACCUCUUCAAAGAACAACCAAAUGGAUGAAUGUAACAACCGUUUUAAAUACUUGAGUGAUGAUCAUGGACUCCAGAUCACCAAACUGGGCGUGGCUACCACCAAUCUCACCUCAAUGGGUGUUUACCACUACAGGGUGUCCGAUGCACCCAUGUCGGUUGGCUGUUGCUCCGUCAUCGUCAAUGCUGCUGUCAAAGAUCACACCAUCAAGAUCACAAAGACGGGUUACGAACCUCAUCUCCUGUCUAUUCACCCUGGAGAUCGUGUUUGGUGGAUAUGGAAUGGUGUACAUACACCACAUAAUAUCAUUCAGGUAUCUCAGCAAGGUGAACCCAUAACAUCUGGUUUCUGCAGUGGACUUCCAGUAGAAAGUCCUGGUGCUUUUUACACUUGCUUUGAGAGAGAAGGUGUUGUAUAUUAUCACAGUGCUGGUUUGCCAAAUCUAUAUGGAGCAAUUAUGACAGUUCCUCAACCUAAGGUGCACCAGGUCAUCGCUUCCAAGAAUGCAUUGACCCCUGACCCUGUAUCAGUCAGGUCAGGUGACUGUGUUGCCUGGGUGUGGCCAUUGUUAAGGAAGCACAAGUUGGUCAGUGUAAGCAGUACUCAGGAAGUAUUUGAGCUCCAGAAAUAUACUCAGGAUUCGGUUUCACCAAGGAGAUGCUGUGCCUUAUUGUUCACAAAUCCAGGAGUCUUCCAUUAUUAUAGCAAAGCUUUCUCGAACAAAGGAGAAAAAUUCAUGUAUGAGCACAGUAGCAAAGCUGUUUUGAGCAGUGUUGUAGUGAGCAUGCCUAAAGAUCAAACCAUUGUUAGAGUCAACAGCCGAGGAUUUCAUCCGCAAACAAUCAACGUUAAGAAGGUGCAAGCUCACUAA